AUGUCAAAACCACGGGUGUGUCUCGCACCGUUUAAACGAAUAGCAUCACAAAGAACCAACCUAGAUUACCUACGAUAUCUUUCGAAACUAGAAACACGGAGAUUUUAUAAUCAAACCAAUGUUAUUCAUAAAUCCUAUGCACAAUUGAUUCUAGGUAAAACUUUACCAAAAUUACAAAAUCUUCGUUAUGAUUGGAAAAAAGACAUUCCUUCCAACUAUUCUUUUGUUUCCCCCGAACAGAUUCAGCAUUUACACGUUUUAGAAGACUUUAGAGAGAGAACACGAGAGAUUGAAAAAUUAUUAAACGAUAAGAAGUUAAUCGAUAUUGAAGAAUUAUAUGAUCUUUUAACCAUUGAUGAGGUGGAGAAAUUGACUUUACCUUUAGGAGAAUCUUUACAACCAGAGGAGUUCAUGGAAAAGUUGACGGCUUAUUAUAAAAUAGUCACUAAUUAUGAAAUAUUCAUGUUGAAUAACAUUCGAUUCCAAGAAUUAUAUAUCCGAUACGCUUACCAUGUCAAUGAUUUGUCAACAACUUCAAGAUUAUUGGAGAAAUACUUGAAAAAUCCACCCCAAGAGAUAAAUGAUAAUACUAUUAAGUACUUAAUAGGUAGUUUCACCUAUAAUUAUGAACUUGAAAAGGCAAAAAAGAUAUUCUUUGACAUCACCAACUUGAAGAGAGAUUUAGGAACCGAUGUUUUAGAAUUUACCAUUUUGAAAUUUAUCAAAUCAGAUGCUUUAUUUGAACUUUUGAUUUAUAUCUUACAAACAUGGAUAUUCUCCCGAAAUGCUGUUCCAAAUGCUAAAAUCAUGUCCAUGGUAUUAUUUGAAUCAUACGUCUAUGGAACAUUGGAAGAGGUCAAAGCUAUGGAAACUCUUGUUUACAGAUAUCAAUUGAAUGAUCAUUAUUUGGUAUGGAAGUCGAGAUUGAAAUUUGAAAUCUUGAGUAGAAACAAACAUGCCAUUAGGAAGAGUUUGAUUGAUGAAGAUAUCAAAGAAAUUACCAAAAUAUCUGAAAAUUUGAAAGCUUUAGGAGAUGUGAAUGAUUUACAAGAUUUCUAUUAUUCCAUGUUAAGAUUUGUAUCGAAAUAUUGUAGAUUCCAGGAUAUAGAAGUGGUGAUUAAUCUUUUGAAGAAAUAUAACGUACCCAUAACAGAAGAUUUUUACUCGAGAUUUUCUUCUUAUUAUAUCACCAAUGGAAGUUUCAUUGAAUUGAUAGAUUUCAUCAACACUUGUUCUACCAAGAUCGAAUUCAAGAUUGUAUUUUUAAGAAUCAUUUUCAAAUCAUUCAUCAAAAGUUAUCCUCACCAUGCAUCAGAUUUCCAGAAAACCCUCGAAUUAUGGGUGGAAAAUAGCAAAUUCACCACCUUCCAGAAAAAAUUCAUCUUGAACAGUAUCAAAGUUAAGGAAAUGGAAUCUGAAUUAGUUCCUUUUGUUUAUGGAGAUAAUGGAAUCAACAUGAGAAAAUAUAAGUUAAGUAAUUGGAAAGAAAUCAGUCCUUAUAAAAAUGAUAAACUGACGAGAGAUCAACAUCAUUUCCGUAUUGAACAAGGGUUCCCUGAAAUGAUCGAAAGAGGGGUCAAACCUGACUUCUUCAAGAUUCUAGAAACUUUUAAAAAACUGAGUUUCGAAAAUAGAGAGAUUUUAAUAGAGCUAACUCACAAAAUUAGACUAGAAUCUAAAUUUCAAGAUAAGUUAAGUUUAGAAAAUUUGAAGUAUGCCACUGAACCUGAAUUAGCAGAGUUUCAAAAAUAUAGUUUGGCUGAUUUUAACUGUAUAAAUCAACUCCAGUUCGUUAAAAUAUUGAUCAAUAGAAAAUUAUUCCCUCAAGCAUUGGACAUUCUUAACGGUUUAGAGAAUGAAACUGAAGAAAUCACUGAUAACUUGAAAAUCUCCAUUUUCAUAAAUAAACUUCAAAUAUUCAAAUUACAACAAGAUUUUGAUAAAUUUGACCAAGAAAUUGAAAGUUUUAACUUCAAACAAACCAAGAUCAAUCCUUAUUUGAUCCGUCAAUGUAUCUCCCUUAAUCAAUCAUUAUAUAAGUUUGAACCCCCAGUUGAAAGUUUACAAAAGUUAUCAACUUUCAUCUCCCAGAUAACUUCGAUAAUGAAACAAGACGAUGCUUAUCUUGAUCAGAAAAUAUCCCAAUUGUUUGAUAUUUUGAACAAUUGGUUAAUGAAGUAA
Molecule: messenger RNA, 2181 nt
Organism: Yamadazyma jaroonii
Lineage: Eukaryota; Fungi; Ascomycota; Pichiomycetes; Serinales; Debaryomycetaceae
Source: the annotation of a GenBank genome assembly